CUCUGGCAGGCUAAAGCUAGCAGCGUCCGCCGAGUUAGUUCACUCGGCCAGGGGAGUGGAUUCAAGUUGAGAUGCCGCGGUGUCUGACGGCCCAGCAACAACCGCCUCGAGAAGAAGACCCGAAGGAGAACUGAGCGGAGAUGGAUAAUAGUGACGCGUAUUUACACCUCAAUUCGUCUGGGGCCCUUAAUUCAUCCCCCUCUCAGCCUCCACCAAUGGGCUCCAUGAUGGGCCACCCGUCAGUGAUCAGCUCCUCGCGGCCCCUCCCCUCAGACAUGGGCCCAUUGGGCUCUCCAAUCAACGGCCUGGCCUCGCCCUACUCGGUCAUCACCUCUUCCAUGGGCUCUCCAUCAGUCUCACUGCCCUCCACACCUGGCAUGGGCUUCAGCACCCUCAACAGCCCGCAGAUGAACUCUCUGAGCAGUGUGAGCAGCUCAGAGGAUGUUAAACCUCCUCCUGGUCUGCCGCCGCUUGGCUACCAGUGCACCAGCCCUGGAUCCAUGUCCAAACACAUCUGCGCCAUCUGUGGAGACCGCUCCUCAGGAAAACACUACGGCGUGUACAGCUGUGAAGGCUGUAAAGGCUUCUUCAAGAGGACCAUCCGGAAAGACCUGACCUACACGUGUCGAGACAGCAAGGAGUGCCUGAUCGACAAGCGGCAGCGCAACCGCUGCCAGUACUGCCGCUACCAGAAGUGCCUGGCUAUGGGCAUGAAGAGGGAAGCGGUUCAGGAAGAGAGGCAGCGUGGGAGGGAGAAGAGCGAUAACGAGGUGGAGUCGACAAGCACUUUUAAUGAAGAAAUGCCAGUGGAGAAGAUCCUUGAUGCGGAGCUCGCGGUAGAACCCAAAACAGAAACACAGACGGACGGCAGUCCCGGCAACUCUACAAACGACCCGGUCACUAAUAUCUGCCAGGCAGCAGACAAACAGCUCUUCACACUGGUAGAAUGGGCAAAAAGGAUACCGCACUUCUCUGAACUGCCCCUGGAUGAUCAGGUCAUUCUGCUGCGGGCAGGUUGGAACGAGCUGCUCAUCGCUUCGUUCUCGCACCGCUCAGUCACAGUGAAGGAUGGCAUCCUGCUGGCCACUGGCCUCCACGUACACCGCAGCAGCGCCCAUAGUGCAGGUGUGGGCUCCAUUUUCGACAGGGUGCUGACUGAGCUGGUGUCUAAGAUGAAGGACAUGCAGAUGGAUAAGACAGAGCUGGGCUGCCUGAGAGCCAUUGUCCUGUUUAACCCAGAUGCCAAAGGCCUCUCUAACCCAUCUGAGGUGGAGCGGCUCAGGGAGAAGGUCUACGCCUCUCUGGAGUCCUACACCAAGCAGAAAUACCCCGACCAACCCGGCAGGUUCGCUAAGCUCUUAUUGCGCCUCCCCGCGCUGCGCUCCAUCGGUCUGAAGUGUCUGGAGCACCUCUUCUUCUUCAAGCUGAUCGGAGACACGCCCAUAGACACCUUCCUCAUGGAGAUGCUGGAAGCGCCCCACCAGAUCACAUGACACAAGCCCCGCCCCCCCACUGCCACUUCUUUUGUACAUACACCCAUGUAAUAAUAAUUGAUAUAACUUUGAUGAACUUGAUCGAGGAUGUAAGCUACGUAUUUUGUACCAAGCACAAAUUAUUUACUGAUGUGAGAAAUUUGUAGGGGGGGGG
This is a messenger RNA of Pygocentrus nattereri (red-bellied piranha), 1647 nucleotides long. It is a transcript of the gene rxrgb, whose product is annotated as retinoid X receptor, gamma b. Gene Ontology annotation, biological process: anatomical structure development; cell differentiation; positive regulation of transcription by RNA polymerase II. The transcript is spliced from 10 exons. The record is from RefSeq and is a predicted model, not a curated record. Gene Ontology annotation, cellular component: RNA polymerase II transcription regulator complex; nucleus. Lineage: Eukaryota; Metazoa; Chordata; Actinopteri; Characiformes; Serrasalmidae. The coding region runs from base 141 to 1493 and encodes 450 amino acids. Gene Ontology annotation, molecular function: nuclear steroid receptor activity; zinc ion binding; retinoic acid-responsive element binding.